AGAUGAGACCGAAAGGCCAAUGAGAGAUGCCUUAUGCUAUGCCCAAUGAUAGCGAGGGAGGAAAGUAAGAACGAGAAGCAAAGUGAGGAAGUCGAGGGGGCUACAACGACAAGUGUUGGGAGCUAUCAUUGAUGAAGGAAACAACUCUUGCUUUUCGACAAUUAACCAGCAUUUACAGUGCCGUAGGCUGAUUACUUCAAGUAAAAUUGAUAGCCCACCAUCGAAGAUAAUCAAGACACAGGAGGAUUAAAGGUGACGACGCUUUACGACACAUUGUAGUACGUCUCGGCAAUAAACAGACAACGACGAUAAGGGCUUUCUCUCUUCAAUCCUCGCCAAACUACAUUCUCUCCUUUGUAAAGUAUCAUGGCCGACGGAUGGCGUCCUUGAACUCUACUCUUUUCCAGAGGCCAUACAAAUAACAUAUCACUGGAAUCCAUAGUUUUGACAGAAAUGGCCAGAAACAUGGAGCUGGCUCUGUUAUUCCUUGGUCUUGCUUACGCUGUUUCUGGGUUUCUUCUCGAUGCAUCCGAACCCGAGGGACACUCUGUGUUUUCUUAUAUAGAAAACGAUAUCGUCACCGCACACUCUCCUUCAUCCUCCCAAGCUCUCAUGGUCGACCUCACUCUCAUCGAAGCUGCUGCAUCUAAAGGGGCCGUGUGUUUGGACGGAACACUGCCUGGUUAUCAUUUGGAUCCUGGAUUUGGAUCAGGUGCAAAUAGUUGGCUCAUUGAAUUGGAGGGUGGAGGAUGGUGUAAUAACAUCAGAACUUGUGUUUAUAGAAAAACUACUCGUCGUGGCUCCUCAAACUACAUGGAAAAGCAAAUACCAUUCUCGGGAAUAUUGAGCAAUAAAGCUGAAGAAAAUCCUGAUUUUUUCAACUGGAACCGGGUUAAAUUAAGGUACUGCGAUGGGGGAUCUUUCAGUGGAGAUAGUCAGAAUGAGGCUGCACAGCUUCAAUUUCGAGGGCAAAAAAUAUGGCUUGCUGCUGUGGAUGAGUUAAUGUCCAAGGGAAUGCAGAAUGCUGACCAAGCUCUCCUCUCUGGAUGCUCUGCUGGUGGUCUGGCAACCAUAAUGCAUUGUGAUGAGUUCAAGAGAUUGUUUCAAAACUCCACGAAAGUAAAAUGUUUGAGUGAUGCAGGAUUUUUUCUUGAUGCAGCUGAUGUAUCUGGGGGGCGUACUUUAAGGAAUAUGUUUGCAGGUGUCGUUCAGUUGCAGGAAGUACAAAAGAAUUUGCCAGAAACUUGUCUCAACCAACUUGAUCCAACUUCGUGCUUCUUUCCUCAGAAUUUGGUCAAUCAUGUAGAAACUCCAUUAUUUCUACUUAAUGCAGCCUAUGAUUCAUGGCAGGUUCAAGCCAGUUUAGUACCAGCUUCAGCUGAUCCCUAUGGCUCUUGGAAUGACUGCAAAUCAAAUCAUGUAAAUUGUAACUCAUCUCAGAUCCAGUUCCUCCAAGACUUCAGAACUCAAAUGCUGAAUGCCUUGCAAGAUUUCUCAAGUGAAGCUCAAACUGGACUGUUCAUAAAUUCUUGCUUUUCUCACUGCCAAUCUGAGAGGCAGGAAUUAUGGUUUUCUGAUGACUCUCCUCUACUUACGGGCAAGCCUAUUGCAAUUGCUGUUGGAGACUGGUAUUUCAAUCGGGAUGCUUUCAAGGCUAUUGACUGUGCUUACCCCUGUGACAACACCUGCCAUAAUCUGGUCUUCAACUGACUCAAUUUAUUCGUGCUUUCAUUCAUUUGUCUGCCAUUUUUCUUUCUUGUACAUUUAUUGUUUCCUUACUGAGAGGUCAUUCUUGCCUGAGAAUGCAAAUUCAUCAGAUUCCGAUUAGUCUAUUCGAUGAGAUUUUUUUUUA
Messenger RNA from Prosopis cineraria, 1852 nucleotides. Its product is annotated as pectin acetylesterase 2-like. Gene Ontology annotation, molecular function: pectin acetylesterase activity. Gene Ontology annotation, cellular component: plant-type cell wall. The record is from RefSeq and is a predicted model, not a curated record. The transcript is spliced from 12 exons. NCBI's taxonomy places the organism in Eukaryota, Viridiplantae, Streptophyta, Magnoliopsida, Fabales, Fabaceae. Gene Ontology annotation, biological process: cell wall organization. Bases 454 to 1710 code for a protein of 418 amino acids.